This is a messenger RNA of Brettanomyces nanus, 3396 nucleotides long. RefSeq lists its product as uncharacterized. The transcript has a single exon. Bases 1 to 3396 code for a protein of 1131 amino acids. The record is from RefSeq and is a predicted model, not a curated record. Lineage: Eukaryota; Fungi; Ascomycota; Pichiomycetes; Pichiales; Pichiaceae.
AUGGAACUAUUUAAUAAGCUUGAAAGUCUCAAGGCCGGAUUUGUGAAGCAGUCUCAAGUAGAUGGCGAUUUGCAUGAUACUGAGGCUAUGUCUGACUCUGACUCUGAACCUGUUGAGACACAGCCUAUACUAAGUAAGCAAUCGGAGUUUCAAUUUGAUCAAUUGAGUAUAUUUCAGAAUCAGUCCAAAGAAAAUGGAAUCGCUUUAGAGACUCAGGAGAUUCAGACUGAAGAUAAAUUUGAGCCUGGUCGUCCCGAUUUCAGUGCGUUGGGGCUAGAUUCAGGUGUUCUUGAUAGUAUAAUGAAUAGAUUGAAAGGAGAACGUGUGAUUGAAAGCACUCAGAAAGUGGAGAAGACUCAACCCAAAGAGGUUUCAGAAAUUACACAACACAUAGAAAAUUCCCAACAGGUUGAAGAAGUAUCUACAGAAGUCAUACCGUCGGAAGUGGUAGAGAAGUCACAGCCGUUGGAAAGCACCCAAGCACUUUCAGCAGAUGAUGACGAUAUUGUGGUGAAGCACAGGCGUCUUGUUCAGAUUCCGGAAGUGGAAGAGGAUGAUUCCCAGGAUCCCGAGGCUGAUAUUUCAAUAGAAAAUUAUAAGAAUAUGACGCGUGAACAGAAAAUCGAGGCCAGAAUUCAUCAAAAGGAGAUGCUUCGAGAGAAGGCUGCACAAAAGCAAUUGGACGAAGCCAAGCUUAAGGAGGAGGAGGAUAAAACGGCUGGAGUUCCAACAGUUGUCACACAUGUCCAUAAAUCGAAGAAAACUGCUGAACUGGAGAAACUAGCAGAUGCCGUGAAACAAAACGAACUUAUUAGAAAGUCGAAUUAUGUUGUAAGGAAAUCAGAUAAGUCUAAGUUUGCACCCGCAAAACUUCUUGAGAAGUUUAACAUGGACUCUGAUAGUAGUGGGAAUGAGGAGGAGCGGUUAUUCUCUAACGAUAAUCAUAUGACGCCUCUGUCGUCUCCCAAGGAAAUAUCUAAGCCUGAAAAGCCAAGAUUCAGUCUUCCUCUUGGGAAAUAUACGGAAAAACUUCGUCAGGAAGCCGAUAAUAAGAAGAUGAUGAUUUGUUUGGAUUCUGAAACUGAGGAUUCCGCCUCUGAGUCGCCAAUGGAAGCUCAGGUUGAUAAGAAAAAAGUGUUUGAUAUGAAGAGAAGAAUGUCUAGAAAACGAAAGGGUUUGAAACCAAAGAAGAAAACGAUUAAGAAUCUGAUUCGUGAAGAGACUUUAAAGCAGAUGAAGAAGUUUGUUAAAGAAAGACGAGAAAGAGACAUGCCUGAGCAAAAACAGAAUGUUUCAGAUGAAAAGGAAAUCAUGAAGAUGAUGAAGGAGGAAAGUGAGAGAAAUAAAAUGAUUGCACAGAGAGAAAGGGAGAAAGAGGAGAGAACUAAGAUGAUUUUAGAAGGAAAUUUGCCGAUUGACGAUGAGCUGGAUGAAAGUGAAGACGAAAAUGAAGAAGCAGACGAGGAAGAAGAAGAAGAAGAAGAGGAAGAUCCGCCGGAAGAGAAUGUUUCAGUUACAAACGAAACUCAGGUUACUACUGGAAACGAGUCUCAUAUAAGUUUUCAGCCCGAAAACGGUUCAGUAAAUCAUUUUAAAGACAUGAAGAUGUCAUUCUCUGACAUGUUUGACCAAACUUUACCUCAAAAUAAGUCUUUUGAUGGUCUAAAGGGAGUUGAGGUGGUGAGAAAGCUGCAGAGUAUUCAGAACAAAACCGGAGACACACCAGAUGUUUCAUUUCGUGAUGAUUCAAAUACUUCUGACUGGCUCGGUAGCAAGGCUAACAUUUCAAAUGUGUCAUUUAGCAUUAUCGAGCCUGAGGCACCCGUUACUGAAACGAAAGAAGAGUCACAACUUGUGGAGGAGAAGAAGAGAUUGUUAGACUCUCAAAACUUUUUACCAAAAACGCAGGCUGAUGAUGAUGAGGAUAGUCAAGAUGAGGGCAGUGACGAAGGAGAUGGAGACGAAAGAGAUGGAGAAAUAAAUAACGGUGUGGGGCUAAGACGUCGAAAACUUCGUGAAGCAUCUGCUAUCAACCUUGAGGAAGGUAAAGACAUAGUUUCAUCUGAUAAUGACGAAGAAGUUGUGUAUGAGGAUGAUGAAACUCGGAAAUUACGUCUAAUGAGAAUGGAGGAAGCUAAAAGAGGAGAGAAAGAACGUAUGCAUGCACUUCAUUUGGAAUUUAAAGAGGCUGGUAUGGCAGAAAUUUUGGAGAAUGAGGCUGUUGAAUCUGAAGAUGAAUGGCAAGGUAUUGGAGGAGCUGACGGCGAAAGAUCGGACCAAGAGAAUAGUGAAGAUGAGAAGAUGUUAGAUGAUUCCACAAAGAUUGUUGUUGACGAAGAUCGGAUCCGUGCAAACUUAGCCCAGCAUGAUAUCCAAGCAGAUGAUGAGAUGGUGAAGAAGAUUUACAGAGACUUAAAGACAGGAGCUUUCAGAAAGAGACGGGCUCAUGACGGAGCCUACGAAUUGGACCUCGAUGAUGAUGAGGAUGAUUAUAUGAGAGAGUUCUACGAGCACAGGAAAAAGGAGUACUUGCAGAAGCAGUAUCAGAAAGAUGCCAGUUUAAGGCAGUUGUCGAAGAAUCAGAGUUGUCGAGCAUUUUACGAGACCAUUGCAACAGAUUCCGCUAAAUCGUCCUCGUUCGCUUUUGAAGAUAUCAUGGAUGAAGAGGAGAAAAAAUGUGAUGAUCCUUUCCGAGAUGAUGACGAGGAUGAGGUUGCAAAGCAGCAUAAAGACGUUGGAAGCAAUGAUGAGAGUGAUGACAAUGAGGAGCUGUUGAUCAGACCGAAGAAGAAAAGAAGGCUUACUGCUGCUCAGGUACGGUCGAUGAUCUCUUUCUUAGACGACGAUGAAAAUGAGGGAGGGCAUGAGGAAGAAAUUCCGGGUCUAGGUUCGGAUGAUGGUGUUGAAGAGAUACGAUACAUCAAGGAGCAUUCCAGGGUGAAGGUUCGUCAGCUUGUUGCUCCAGGAAAGAAGCCCAUGAAGAAGCAUUCUUCGAAGAAAGAUGCUAUGGACCUUGAAUCUACUCAAGAAACUGGCGGUGAAAAUUCUGGAGAUACAAACACUCAGCCUAUUGAUGACGACAUUGAUGGAGGUAUGAGUCUUUUAGCCUCAAGAGAACGAUCUGUGGCUGCCUCCUUUCGUCACCAGGCUAAAAGGAACAUUAGAUACAGUACUACUACGGGUCAUGAGGUUCAUGAAGUGACUGUUACUGUGGGGUCACGGCCAACUAUGCAUACUAAGGGGUCUGUGACGGUGCUGGCAGCACAUGAGUCUUACCUGAAAAAUGAGUUCCAAUUAAACAGCAAAGCUGCCAAGAUCCGGAAGACGGUCGAGUCUGCCAGAACCCACAGCGGACUAAGAAGAAUAUACGACUCCAUAGAAGGAUUCGAUGAAUAG